GGUUUAUCAAUUUCAAAGAUUUAUGAUACUCAUGAGAUCACUCAGGAAAGUGAUUCGGUCUUUUGAAAUCUAACGAUAAAGGAGUUUUCAAAUAUUCUACCAAUUUGGUUACUCUGAACAUUUAAAAAUGCACCUCUCAGCAUUCAUGACAUGGCUCUGGGUAGCCGAAGCAGCCUACACGCCCACAAUUUCCUCCCUCAGCGGAGACAAACUUCGAUCCACCGUAUUCCUAACUUCAGGAGAUGGACAGAUAUUCGGCAUCGAUGCCAAUCUCGUGAAUAAUGCCUACAGCGUUGGUAGCCCCAACAUUGCAUCCGGAAAGUUUGGCACAUCGGUCACAUCUGCCCUUUCUGGUAGCUCCAACUCGAUCCACGUAUUUACAGUUGACCAAUAUGGAUGCGUCUUCCGAGCGCCCUACGAUGGCGGGUGGAACGAUCCAUGGCAAUCAGCACAUGAUGGAGGGCUUUCACAACUCUCUGCUAGCCAAUGGAAAUACGAUGGAAUGACCAUUUAUUCAGCGACCACCUCUAGCGGGGGAGUAUGUUCCACCGUUACAAAUACUCCGGAGUGGAAACCACAAAGCUGCUCACCCAUUCCUGUCCCAAUUCCAUUCAAUUCUACUCUCUCUCAUGUGGCGACCGCGCAACCCACCAAUAAUGGAUUCAGUUACGUGGUGCAUUAUGUAGGGUUGUCUAUCAAAGGGGAGUUACUAUAUAGCCAACAAUACACGGACAACAACGGAUUAGACUUCUUCACACAAGAUAAUCUCAGUGGGUCCUUAACGUUCGUUGGUGAGCCGCUCAUCACGCGUAAAUCCAACACGGAGCUUGAUAUCUGGGCUAUCUCCAACACCGCAAAAUUAUAUCGCAGUUCUUAUAUUGCUAGCACGAAUAAAUGGACAGCCUGGGUAUCCCUCGGCGCCUACCCCACCCUCUCAAAACCCUCCGUAACCUACGAUUCCUCGAAAAACGCUUACAUAAUGGCACUUUCCCCUCCCUCCUCCUCAUCUUCUACCUCAACCUACCUCUACAAAACGCAUUCCCCCCUCACCGGGUACUCACCCUCUCAAACCACAUGGACAACCAGCGGAAGUAAUUGGAUCAGCGCUCCUGCCAUUUCUUCUUUCAAUGAUGGCGUAUCGAGAGGAACAGAUAUACAUGUGUGGGGAAUUAAGAAUGAUGGGAAAUUGUAUUAUUCGUAUUGGAGGGGAAAUCAGUGGUGGCCAAGGUCAGGGGCUUAUUAUUCGGUUAUGGAUGUUCCGGGGAUUGUGCCGAGCGGGUAUGAGGGGGAGGGGGACCACCAGAAUGAGCUGAGAUGAAUAUAUUGAACACGAGAUAAGAUGGUAUGGCAACUGAUCUGUAGGACGCGAUCGGAAGAGCCAGGGUGGGUAUAAUCAGUUUGAUUAAUAACUCACCAUUCUCUAGUCCGUAUACAAUUCUCACUUUGAUAACCAUCUAAAUCACUCACACAUCAUGAACAUCCUUUUGCAUUCCAAAUUGUCAUAGCUUAAAAAUCGCAUACUUAAAUCUAGAUUGUCA
Molecule: messenger RNA, 1538 nt
Organism: Botrytis cinerea B05.10
Lineage: Eukaryota; Fungi; Ascomycota; Leotiomycetes; Helotiales; Sclerotiniaceae
Exons: 5
Coding region: 128-1318 (396 amino acids)
Source: RefSeq, a predicted model, not a curated record